Arabis nemorensis is the source of this 360-nucleotide messenger RNA. The record is from the annotation of a GenBank genome assembly. NCBI's taxonomy places the organism in Eukaryota, Viridiplantae, Streptophyta, Magnoliopsida, Brassicales, Brassicaceae.
AUGGCUCUUUUUGUCCGCCUACUGAGAGGAAACUGGAUUAUUGGCCCAUACGGCCGAUGGGAAUUUCAGAGUGAAAGUUCGGAUCUAGGUUACGGCUACGGCGCACACCUUCGGGGAGAUGAAAGCUAUGAAGCUUUACUAGCAAACGUCCGAAGAAGGUUCUUGCUUGAGGGAACAACACUGGUGGCUUUAACUUACCGGAUUCCACCACUGAUGCCGGAACCUAUUUCAUCUGGUCAACUGCCUACAGAUAUCUUAACCGAUAGUGAUGUGGGUCUGUUCAUGGCCAUCAGAUUGCUUCGUAGAGCUCACAAUCUAUGUGACUAUCGGGGCUCAGUCUGUAGCUAUGUAUCAAUUUAA